AUGACUUACGUCUACAAUUCGCAGCUGGAUGCGUUCACUCUAUACCACAUUGUACAGGAAGAGUCGUCACCCCAAGAGAGUGGCAUUGGCCCUGCUCUACCAGCUCUAGGACACGCAGUAUCAGGAGCAGCCGGAACCGCAAUCUCGAAGCUCAUCACCUAUCCGCUCGACCUCGUCAUCACUCGACUUCAAGUUCAGAAGCAAUUCCAGACAGAGGACCAUAAGGAGGCGAACUACAAGAAUUUCCAGGAUGCAGUUGAGAAGAUAUAUGAUGCGGAAGGAGGCAUAAAGGCGUUCUAUACGGGUGUUGUGCCGGAAACGCUGAAAAGCGUCACCGACAGCUUCUUGUUCUUUUUGGCAUAUACGUACGCCAGACAAAGAAGACUAAACUCGCAAGGGACGCGCAGUCUCUCCGCGCUGGAUGAGAUUGGUGUUGGGGUCGUCGCGGGAGCAUUCUCAAAGUUCUGGACAACACCCCUCCAGAAUAUCGUUACUAGAAAGCAAACUGCUGCGAUGGUCGCAGCGCGUGACCCCUCGGCCACAGCAUCGCCAAAUCUCAGUCUGAAAGAUAUAGCACUACAAAUUCGAGAAGAGAAGGGAUUGCAGGGCUUCUGGUCUGGGUAUUCGGCCAGUUUGGUGCUGACUCUCAAUCCGUCAAUAACUUUCCUGCUCCACAAGGUGCUUCUCAGACUUCUGGUACCUCGAGAUCGCCGACAGGAUCCAGGCGCGCGAAUCACCUUUCUCCUUGCCGCCAUUAGUAAAGCUCUUGCUUCCACAGUCACAUAUCCCUUCUCACUCGCGAAGGCACGGGCUCAGGUGUCCUCGCAAAAGCCGGCUCAACCUACCGGGCCUACCUCCGAGACCGAGAAGCCAGCGGCCGCACUCGACCCGUUGACAGUGAAAGCCAGGCAGCGCACCGUUUUCAGCACCAUUCUGCGCAUCGCAAAGACGGAGGGAAUAUGGGCGCUGUAUCAGGGCCUUGGCGCAGAGGUAGUCAAGGGCUUCUUUUCUCACGGAAUCACUAUGCUAAUGAAAGAUCGCAUCCACGCCGCGAUCAUCAACAUCUACUACCUAAUCCUGAAGUCGAUGAAGAAAUACCCCAGCCCCGAAGAAUUGGCCAAACAGGCAUCAACACAGGCCCAAGACGCGUAUGAGCAAGGCAAAGAACAGGCUGGCGAGGCCUACUCGAGGAGCGUCGAGGCCGCAGGCAGUGCAGCAACCAAGGCGCAGGAUGUUUUGGCAAGCGCUGCCACGCAGACCAAAGAUGCACUUGACAAGACAGCGAAAAGUGUGGCGGAAGAGAGUUCCAAGGUUAUCAAAACAUCAAAAGCGUAA
Aaosphaeria arxii CBS 175.79 is the source of this 1335-nucleotide messenger RNA. Its product is annotated as mitochondrial carrier. Lineage: Eukaryota; Fungi; Ascomycota; Dothideomycetes; Pleosporales. The transcript has 2 exons. Bases 1 to 1335 code for a protein of 444 amino acids. The record is from RefSeq and is a predicted model, not a curated record.